GCUGCGUUACGUGUCUAUGCUAUCAACGACAGGGAUUGGCGACUAUCUGCCCUUGUCUUCCUAUUAUUCAUUCUACGCAGUGCUUACGACCUGUUUGAGGGUAUCAAUUUGUUUGCCGUUAACGUCCCUCCACCCAUCGGCUGUGUAGAUGGUGUUGCCUCCCCAGUGUCUAACCCGUUCGUAUUCUUUAUUGCGUCGAUGGCUGCGUCGAUGGCUGCGGAUGCUAUGGUGUUCAUCGUUACCUGGCGACGCACCUACCAUGUGGUACGAGGGUUCCGUCAGGUGAACAUUAAGACGUCUUUGAACUCAUUAUUGUUGCGAGACGGAGCAAUAUACUUCAUAUGGAUUCUCAUCGUGAACUGCAUCGUCAUGAUCACGAAUUUGGCGCCCAUCGAUCAAAGAGUUCCUGAACCUGUUACCAUUCCAAUAUCAACCAUCUUACUCUCCCGCAUGCUCCUCAACCUUCGAGAAGCAGGCCUUCGCACUAAUGUUCAUGGCGCGCCAGUCUCUUCCGACACCCUCGGCGCGUCCCAGUCAGCGACCAUAUCUGACCUAGACUUCUCGCCGCGGGGUGUUGAUGCAUUUGGAGCCAGCUGGAAUGACGAUGAGGGUGUGGGCAUGGACGAAGGCGAGAUCGUGGAUAACGACGAACUGGAGCUGGAGAUGAUGGGCAGCGAGACGACGAAGAUCGGGUCGGCUGAACCGUAGGACGUGCGCUUGGAGCUGUCCUCCACUUGUGUAGUAGUCGAUUAUAUGUGCUUGUCAAGGACAACACUACACUAUCGUAUUUGGUGUGGCGAUGUAAGUAGACAAUGCACGUCUAUUCCCGCCGCGCAGACCGGCACAUAAUUCACCGCCGGUUGAGCUGCAUCGGCGCCGC
Messenger RNA from Rhodofomes roseus, 880 nucleotides. RefSeq lists its product as uncharacterized. NCBI's taxonomy places the organism in Eukaryota, Fungi, Basidiomycota, Agaricomycetes, Polyporales, Fomitopsidaceae. The coding region runs from base 199 to 708 and encodes 169 amino acids. The record is from RefSeq and is a predicted model, not a curated record. The transcript is spliced from 8 exons.